Monosiga brevicollis MX1 is the source of this 685-nucleotide messenger RNA. RefSeq lists its product as uncharacterized. The record is from RefSeq and is a predicted model, not a curated record. Lineage: Eukaryota; Choanoflagellata; Craspedida; Salpingoecidae. Gene Ontology annotation, biological process: sensory organ development; actin filament organization; sensory perception of sound. Gene Ontology annotation, cellular component: vesicle; microvillus; cytoplasm. The transcript is spliced from 4 exons. Gene Ontology annotation, molecular function: ATP binding; microfilament motor activity; actin filament binding. The annotation marks the transcript as partial.
AUGGUUGUCGUGGCCAAGGGCGAUCUGGUCUGGUAUGACAGCGGUGCCACUGGCGAGUUUGACUUGCCCAUUGGUGCUGCCGUCGUUUCCGCUGAUCAAGGUCAGAUUGUCAUCAAAACGGACGACAAUGAGGAAGUCUGGAUUCCAACCGAAAAGGCAGAUACGCAGCUGAAGAUUAUGCACUCCACCUCGGCCGAGGGUGUAGAGGACAUGAUUCAACUGGGUGAUUUGCAUGAGGCGGGCAUCUUGCGCAACUUGCAGAUUCGCUACAACGACCCAAAUGGCUGCAACCUGUACACCUUCACCGGCUCCAUUCUCGUGGCCGUCAACCCUUACCAGCUCCUCCCCAUUUAUGACGCGGAACACAUUGAAAAGUACAAGGGUCAGAAAAUUGGCGACCUGCCACCCCACAUUUUCGCCAUCGCCGAUGCCUCCUACACCAUGAUGCGUCGCGAGCGCCGUAAUCAGUGCUGCGUCAUCUCGGGCGAGUCGGGUGCCGGUAAGACCGAGACCACCAAGCUUGUCUUGCAGUUCUUGGCUGCUGUGUCAGGCCAGCAUUCUUGGAUCGAACAGCAGAUUCUCGAGGCCAACCCCAUCCUCGAAGCCUUUGGCAACGCCAAGACCAUCCGCAAUGACAAUUCAUCUCGUUUCGGCAAAUACAUUGACGUGCAUUUUGAUGCCGAAG